GCAUUUGCGGAUACAUGACCCGUGGAAAGGAAGACUCGCACUCAGCGGCGUCACUGCAUCGCAACUACCAAGGUGCUGCACCAUUCUUGAUUCACAGCAUGCAUAAAUAGGGAGUUUAGGUUGGGAUUCUCUUCCAUUCUCAUAAGUCUCAAACAAACAGUAUGGAUCGAAAUCCUUCGUUCUCUCGUUCCUUCCAGUACGAGCACUUCGGGAUCAUCACCAUCUUUGCCACUACAGGUCUUCUCGCAUUGUACAUGAUCUACUUGGUCAUUUACAGGCUAUAUAUUAGUCCAAUAGCGAAGUUUCCGGGGCCCACGCUUGCUGCAGUCACUCACUGGUACGAAGCCUACUACGACCUUGUCAGCAAUGGGGGUGGACAAUGGACGUUCCAGAUCCAGCGUUUGCACGAAAAGUAUGGACCAAUUAUCCGCAUCAACCCAGAUGAGAUACAUAUCGAUGAUGUGGAGUACUAUGAUUUCGUCUACUGCAAUAGCACAUCUACUCGGCCGAUUGAUAAGAGCGAAAAGUUCCGGUAUCGUUUCAGUGUCCCAGAGGCCACCGUACAAACAGGACUGGCUGAAGUUCACCGCAGGCGUCGUGCUGCUAUCGCUCCAUGCUUCUCCAAGGCCCGCAUCAAGAGCCGCAAUAAUGAUCUGCAAGCUGUCGUCGACGGAAUUUCUAACCGUUUGACAACCGAGUUUGCAGGAACUGGCAAAUUUAUCAAUGUGAACUUCAUGUGGGGCGCCAUGGCGUCCGACAUUAUCACAGAGAUAGCAUUUGCUCGACCAACAGACUACUCAUCCGCACCUAACUUUAUAUCACCCUUUUCUCAGGCAAUAGCCGAAGCGGUUGGCGCUUCUCACGUCAUGACACAUUUUGGCAUUCUUGUUACAGCUUUGAAUUCCAUCCCGGAUUGGGCCCUUGCCAUUCUGGUGCCAUCGUUCAAGCCUGUGCUGGAUUUUCGCAAGGUAAGUCUAAGUCUAGCUCCGAUCCCAAAGGUUCUUGCCAUAACUCAGAAUGCGGCAGGACAUGGCCCAUCAAAUCCGAGAAGUUCUUGAUGGGAAGAAUUUGGCUACUAAGGAGGCGUCACAUGAAACUAUUUUCCACGAUGCUCUUUCUGCUGAUUUACUGCCCGAGGAUAUGACUCUAUCAAGAAUGAACCAAGAAUCAAUGGCAUUGCACGGCGGCGCUGUAGAGACCACGUCUUGGGCGCUCACUGUGGCUGUAUUCCAUAUAUUAGACAAACCAUCCAUCCAGGCUCGUCUUAAGGCAGAGCUUGCUAAGUCCAUGCCCGAUCCGACUAGAAUACUUACGUGGAAUGAACUUGAGGAGCUUCCUUACUUAUCAGCGGUGAUCAUGGAAGGUAUGACAAGCAGUUAAAGAAUAAGCAAGAUUAUCUCUAACAAAUUACAGCCUUGCGUCUUAGCUUCGGGUCCGUACAACGACUGCCACGCGUCAAUAGGUUAGGCACACUGCAAUAUAAGGAUUGGAAAAUACCACCGAGCACGCCCGUAGGCAUGGAUGCAUAUCAUAUGCAUAUGAACGAAAAGAUAUUUCCAGGGCCAACUGAAUUCCGACCAGACAGAUGGCUAGGGAACCCUAAAGGUCCUGGUGGUUUACGUCCAUUGUCAGCUUACAUGGUAGCAUUUAGCCGAGGGGCUCGAAAUUGCCUUGGCCUUAACUUGGCAUGGAUGGAGUUGUAUGUAGGUCUAGCGACGAUAUUUCGAAGGCAUGAUCUUCAACUGUUUGAAACGAGCCGGGAGGAUGUUGAUUUUAUCGUUGAUCUAGCAAAACCAAUGCCGAAGUGGGGAAGUAAGGGGGUUAGGAUACUUGUAAAUAAAUAACUUUGGCUCGCUUUAAGGAAUAAGGACUUUGAUAUCUCCGCUAAUGAUGAAUUAAACUUUUACCUUUCCG
Hymenoscyphus albidus is the source of this 1914-nucleotide messenger RNA. Lineage: Eukaryota; Fungi; Ascomycota; Leotiomycetes; Helotiales; Helotiaceae. The record is from the annotation of a GenBank genome assembly.